GGUCAAAUUUCAAUCGCAUGUCUGUUUAUAUGGCUGUCCUCACAAGUGAAUUGAAUGCAGUAGAGAACGUGUUCGUUAACCAUUUGGAUGUUGUGGGUAUUUCUUUAGUAAUAGAGAACAUCUUGGUUUAGCUGUAAUGCCGAAAUAUUAUGAAGAUAAAGAGGACGACAAUAGAGCGUGCUCCGGGGUAAGGGAGGAUUUGAAGUCGUGUUUGCUUCAACAUGAUUGCGUUCUCAAGGAAGGGAAGAGUCCAAGAGAUUGCUUGAAGGGAGGAGUUUGUAAAGCUCUGCAAGUUUCUUUUUUUGAAUGUAAAAGGUCAAUGCUGGAUAACAGAUCAAGAUUCAGAGGAAGAAAGGGUUAUUGAAAUGCAUUUUCCCAACAUCAGAGGAACAUGGAAAAUAUGACAUUCAUGGUCCCUAGUUCCACAAAAUAACACCACACAAAUACGACUGUAUACAAUAAAGACCUGUAGUAACAACUUGAUUUUCUAAAUAGUUGCCUUAACAUGUUCUAUAUGUAUAUUUACUGUUAAUACAUGUUGUUCCAAUUA
This is a messenger RNA of Acipenser ruthenus (sterlet), 550 nucleotides long. RefSeq names its product cytochrome c oxidase assembly factor 5-like. The record is from RefSeq and is a predicted model, not a curated record. The coding region runs from base 137 to 364 and encodes 75 amino acids. Gene Ontology annotation, cellular component: mitochondrion. Lineage: Eukaryota; Metazoa; Chordata; Actinopteri; Acipenseriformes; Acipenseridae. Gene Ontology annotation, biological process: mitochondrial respiratory chain complex IV assembly. The transcript is spliced from 3 exons.